Centropristis striata (black sea bass) is the source of this 955-nucleotide messenger RNA. Its product is annotated as cytochrome c oxidase subunit 4 isoform 2, mitochondrial. Bases 170 to 700 code for a protein of 176 amino acids. Lineage: Eukaryota; Metazoa; Chordata; Actinopteri; Perciformes; Serranidae. The transcript is spliced from 5 exons. Gene Ontology annotation, biological process: mitochondrial electron transport, cytochrome c to oxygen. The record is from RefSeq and is a predicted model, not a curated record.
CAUCCAGCCUGUCUCUCCCUCCCACCAGUUGGUUCCUGCUUAGUGUUAUGUGGCGAUAAAAGCCCAGGCGAGUCGGGACAGACAGCCUAUUUAGCCCCUUUUCUCUCAAGAUUUUCAUCUUUUGCCUUUGCAUCGUGUUAUCCUGCACUUUUACUCGCUUACGACGACCAUGCUUCACCUGACUGCAGGGCGCGUGGGCAGCCUGUUGGCCAGGCGCGCGACAGUAGCCAUGACUACCAGCAGCGCGAGGAUGUCGAGCCACAGCCACGAGGUGGCAGGGACAGUGGACAUGUCUCAGCCGAUGUACGAUGAACGUCGGGACACCCCUCUGCCUGACAGACCGUACAAAGACGUCCUGACUGCUGCUGACAAGAGCCUGAAGGAGAAGGAGAAAGGACCCUGGAGCCAGCUGAGCAACGAGGAGAAGAUGGCCUUGUACCGCCUUGCCUUCCAUAAGACCUACCCAGAGAUGAAGCAGAAGACAGCAGAGUGGAAGACGGUCUGGGCGGGGGUCUUCUUCUUGCUGGGCGUCACUGGCCUGGUGGUCAUUUGGCAGGCACACUACGUCUACCCUGAGCGUCCCAGGACCUUUGACGACGAGUGGAAGGCCAAGCAGCUAAAGAGGAUGUUGGACAUGAGGGUGAACCCCAUCGAGGGCUUCUCAGCCAAGUGGGACUAUGAGAAGGGCCAGUGGAAGUAAAGAGGCAGCUGGGCUGUGACUGAGGUGGCACAGAGUCCGGACCUGUCCCCUCAGACCGUCUAGGAUCUGUUCCUCUGUGAAGCUGCUGUUGAAGGCAGUCUCAGUCUGAAUGAGCUUCUCUCUGUCAACAUCUGAGGUGAUUUGACUCUGUGCCUCCUCUGGCUCUCAGUCAGACCUCUAACCUCCAACCACUGCAGAUAACUGUCUGUCCUGUUGGAACCCUAUAAUAAUAUUAAAGUUUCCAUAAUAACUCUG